AUGGUCGAUUCCGCCACACCAGCACAGACAGACCAGCCCCGCGUUGCACUCAUCACUGGCGCAGCCCAGGGCAUUGGACGCGCUAUUACGCUGCGGCUCGCAGAGGACGGACUGGACAUUGCCAUCGCUGACUUGAAAUCACAGCGCACGAACCUCGACGGCAUCGCGGAUGAGGUAAGGGCGAAAGGGAGGCGGUGUCUCGUUUUGGAGUGUGAUAUUUCACAAGAGGAGGAGGUCCAGCGCAUGAUGCAGGCUACAGAGCAAGAGUUCAACAGUUUGGACGUCAUGGUAGCGAAUGCCGGACGAAUCGUUGUUAAGCCUGUGGUUGAUUCUACCCUCGUCGAUUUUGAUGAGGUCUUCAACACCAAUGUGCGCGGGACAUUUCUCUGCUUGCGUGCUGCAGCGCAAACUAUGAUCAAGCAGGGGCGUGGCGGGAGGAUCAUCAGCGCGUCGUCGGUAUUAGGAAAGAAAGCCAUGCCGUUCAACAGUAUCUACAGUGCAUCAAAAUCUGCCAUUCGAUCAUUCACACAGGCGCUCGCGAGUGAACUCGGAUCACACGGCAUCACCGUGAACGCCUACGCUCCUGGACCAGUUGAUACUCUUUUCAUGCGAGGCUCUGCCGAAGACUUUGCGAAACAGGUAGGGCUUCCUGAUGGCAAGGCAUUUAUCCAAAAUUACCAAACGAAUGUGGCGCUGGGGCGGAUUGGAACGCCCGAAGACAUUGCGAACAUAGUAUCGUUCCUCGCAGGCAAAGACUCUGCCUUUAUCACUGGGCAGACGAUCACAGUUGACGGGGGAUUAUGGAUGGAUUGA
Suillus bovinus is the source of this 813-nucleotide messenger RNA. Its product is annotated as NAD(P)-binding protein. Gene Ontology annotation, molecular function: oxidoreductase activity, acting on the CH-OH group of donors, NAD or NADP as acceptor. Lineage: Eukaryota; Fungi; Basidiomycota; Agaricomycetes; Boletales; Suillaceae. The record is from RefSeq and is a predicted model, not a curated record. The transcript has 7 exons. Bases 1 to 813 code for a protein of 270 amino acids.